This is a messenger RNA of Phytophthora sojae, 255 nucleotides long. RefSeq lists its product as hypothetical. The record is from RefSeq and is a predicted model, not a curated record. The annotation marks the transcript as partial. NCBI's taxonomy places the organism in Eukaryota, Oomycota, Peronosporomycetes, Peronosporales, Peronosporaceae. The transcript has a single exon.
CGACAAGGUGAAGGGCUAGAUAAUCCCUACGAGGUCGACCAGUUGACAGCGCUGUUGUGGUGCGAGGAUGCCUGGUCAAAAGUUAGUGCUUCGACCAUACAUCACUGUUGGAAUCAUUCCGGACUCGUUGCUCUUCAGUUCAUUUUGAAAUUACUAAAUCAGUACAUUGGAAAAGCAUACUCCACUUCACAUCAAUUUAUAUAUUCUGCGUCUUUAUAUAUAUCCGGCGUUCCUUACUCGGGCAGAUUACUGUAG